Molecule: messenger RNA, 1181 nt
Organism: Trichoderma harzianum CBS 226.95
Lineage: Eukaryota; Fungi; Ascomycota; Sordariomycetes; Hypocreales; Hypocreaceae
Exons: 4
Coding region: 297-1022 (241 amino acids)
Source: RefSeq, a predicted model, not a curated record
CCCAGUCGGCUAUCUGGUCCGUCCUGUGUCGCGGCCAAACUCUCCAGUCGUUCCCCAGAGUCGAGUCCCCGCCCAGGCAGCUUUAGCAUCCUGCAGUGGCCUGCUGGCACCAGCGCGAGGCCUGGCAGUGGUUGUGCAGUGCAUCGGCAGCUGUCCGUCAGCGCGCAACGGCCACUAUCUUAGGUACCUACCUGUACCACUAGCUGCAGUCCAGUGCAGUGUCCCUCGUCUCGCUGGCUCCCCGUUUAAGGAAGCCCGCUGAAAUCUGAACCUUGACCUGGAGCAAAAAGCCCGAGAUGGCGACCACGACGCGGCUGAGGGCCUAUCAAAGCUUUGUCAUGCCCUCUGGAUCUGCCGAAAAGGCCCAGCAGCAGCCCGUAGGCUCGGGCUCGGGCUUUCCAAGCGCCAACCUCUAUCCAAGCAAAAACAUUUGGUCGUCCUUCCCUCAGACCAACCGAGAUCGUGCUGCGGGAUCCAAAGAAGAAAAUCCCACUGGCUCGAGCGCUCUCCACGCCAAUUCCGAGGCCGAUGUCUGGGGCUCCAACUCCAAGCCCUGGGGCACAGAAAACCCUGCCCGCUCCGUCAGCAACUCUCCCGGCCGAGCACGAGAUGCAGGCAUUCCGAAUGCCUCUGGCUUUUAUGCGAAUCAUCACCCGUCAGCCAUUGGCAUGAAGAAGGAGUCUUUGGGCGCUCCCGGCACCUUUGUUGAUGAGACCGAGGCAGCGUUCGCCUUUGCUGCUGCCGCUCAGAAGCGAGGCCCCCAAGAUGCAGCCUACAUGGAUCCCAUGGCAGCCUUUGCACAGGCUCGAGAUGCUAGCCUUCCGCCCUCUCGACAGUCGCAAGGCUCUCCAGCCUAUGCUGAAAUAUAUCAGGGCAGCGGCCAUACUCCCAGCAACUCCAUCCACUCGACCAGACAGCACCCUCUAUCUUUCCCCCAAGUAGCGAAUCAGCGAGCAUUCAGCCUCAACAGACAAGUUGAUGACGAUCUCUCCUUGAGAAUGGCCCCCUGCUUUCUAGUGUAAGGCGCCCUUCUCUCGAUAGAGUCUCGCCGGCGCCCGGCUCGACCUACCGCUUGGACUCGGGUUCUAGCUCAAGAGCUUUCGCUCCGGGUGCAGAUGCUUGGAUGAGCAGGCCAUCCUCACGAGGCCAGCGGACGGCCGAGCAUGAGCGGAGGCCCUCAG